UGCAAGCUGUUAAGAUAAAUCUUAAAACUUUUCAACAAAUUUCUCCGUCAAAUAUAUGGAAGUGUCAAUCGUAAUUAGUUUAUUAGUACAAUGUGAUGAAAAGAGUUUGAAAGUCGCUAGUGCAUUCUACGGAUAUAAUUAAGUCAGAAAUGUUGUAUAUACUGACGCAGAAUUCCGUGAUUUUUGGGCCACUGACUAUUCAGCUAACAAAUGUUCCUUUGAAACGUGGGAAGCAGACAAUGCACGGUUGACCACAAAACACAGCUUAAAUAAUUAUACCGCGGAUAGAGGUCAGAACUUAGGAAUAGUGUGCCAUUCUGAAAAUGAUAUAAAUUCAAUCUUUACAUAUGUGGGAUAGUGUAACAUCAGGGAAGGAAGUGGCGUGAGGGGUAAUUUUUUAUUAGCGUUGUCAAGAUAUGUUAACGUUGUCAAGGAGUGUAGUGACCGUUACCAAGGUAUGUUAAAGGAAAAAUGAGCAUAGUGAAUGCUGUCAGAGUUGAAUUUAUCGUGGUCGUGUGAAGAUCGUUGUGUUGUUGUGUCGUAAAAGUAGUGAAAAACAAAUACGCGAAACGGGGUAUUGUAUUCGAUUUCGUGAAGCGGUAUAAUAGAAGAUCGUUAGCUGUUGAGAAUAAUAUCGUGUGUAUUCAAAGACAUUAUUGAAAAGACUAAGAUGGCAAAUUAUGAAGAGGAACAAUUUUCAAGUGAGGAAAAUCUAACGCUGAAAGAAUUAAGAAACAAGCUUGCUCAGUUGAAUCUACCGAUAUCUGGUGCAGGGUCAGUGUUGGUGGCCAGACUAAAUCGAGCGUGUAGUGCUGGACAAUCAAAUCUCAAAGGGCAAGCAAACGGUGAAGGGUCCUCAGAGAAGCGAGGUUCGGGGACCAUACCAAAAACUAGGCGUGAUCGAGGUGUAGGCGAAAAUCUCGAGAGAUUUAGGACAAAGGAAUUAAGAGAACGUCUUGCUAGUAUGGGGCUAGAGACGAGAAGAAGAAAAGCUGAAUUACGUGAGCGACUACAGGUGGCCAUGGAAGAAGAAGAUGCGUCGUCGGAAGAAGAAAGUGACUACGAAAGUGAAACGGAAGACGAUGAAGAAGGUGAAAGAGAACGCAGAAGGAGCGCGCGAGAUGUACAUCAAAAUUGUGACAAAUGCUGUAGAAAAACACGUAGGCGUACAACACUAAGUUUUCAAGAUGUCCAAGACACCUUAGAAGCUUUUAUGGGCGAAAAUAAUGAAAAUAUCAAUCAAUGGUUCAAGACGUUUGAAGAAACGGCAAGCAUGUGUAUGUGGACAGAAGAACAGAAAGUAAUUUAUACAAAAAAGCUGAUGAAAGGAUCAGCAAAAAUAUUUGUGAAUUAUGAGGCCAUGCUAGAACUUGGCAUGAAUUGAAAAGAGGACUAAUAAAG
Bombus pyrosoma is the source of this 1401-nucleotide messenger RNA. RefSeq lists its product as uncharacterized. Lineage: Eukaryota; Metazoa; Arthropoda; Insecta; Hymenoptera; Apidae. The transcript has 4 exons. Bases 671 to 1384 code for a protein of 237 amino acids. The record is from RefSeq and is a predicted model, not a curated record.